AUGCUUGCACCUCAACUCCUCCUUGGCCUGGCUGCUGCUGGCCUGGUCUCAGCCCAGAACACCGUCACCUCCAUGUUGAUCUACGGCGCAGACCCACAACCUCUUGUCGCUUCCAUCAUCGGUAGUGAUGCCACCGCAACAACAUACAGCAUCAAUUGUGCCCCAGGCACAGAUGGCUCCGACUGCGGCAUGGGCCCCGGCCUGACCGUUGUCGCCGGUCCCACGACCACCGUGUUGAACAUUGAUGAGCCGGACGACGAUUUCCAUUGGACCGUCAGGUGCUCUGUUGGCGGGACCACCACGGCGGUGUGUACCGAGACGGCUAGCGGUACGGCGGCGAAUUUCCCUGGAGUCAGCUCCUCGACCUUUUCCAAUGAUCUGCCUCUCAUGGCGGUGACUAUUACAGCUGGGUCAGCUGCAGGUGCGGGUCCGACGCGUGCCACUGCUAGUGUUACCGCUACUACGGCUGCCACUGCCUCUGUCUCUGGAAAGUCUACUGCGUCGGAUGCAAGCAAGACUUCAUCGGCGGGUUCGUCGGGUGCUUCGUCCGGUGCUUCAUCGGGUGCUUCAUCGGCUGUGAGUACCGGGGGAAUGCCGCGGGUCACUGGUGGUGCUGGUGGGCUCUUUGGGGCUGCUGCGUUGGCUUUGGGCGUGCUUGCUCUGUGA
This is a messenger RNA of Aspergillus udagawae, 666 nucleotides long. Its product is annotated as putative GPI anchored protein. The transcript is spliced from 3 exons. Bases 1 to 666 code for a protein of 221 amino acids. Lineage: Eukaryota; Fungi; Ascomycota; Eurotiomycetes; Eurotiales; Aspergillaceae. The record is from RefSeq and is a predicted model, not a curated record.